AUGACGACGUUGUUGAGUCCCCGCGAAACCCAUUCGCCCUUCUCAGAUCCUCUACGGUGUGCCACUGGUCCCACUGCGCAGCGAUAUUUCUUGGAAGAUCACGCUAUCCCCAGAAAAUCACCCAUGCAAGAUGACUAUCGCGCGAGGGAUUCCUCCCCAGUCGCAUCAAAUCGACCCUCUGCGCUCCCUUCCCCGGGCUUCACUCAUAUCCCCGAGCAACUCGCCUACGCGUCCACUCUAAAUAGCCUGUCACCGGAAAACGAACUCGUCCUACCCUCCUAUGACACAGAAUCCCUUCAUAAUCCCAAAGAACCAGAGGAUGUGAGUGACGCGUCGACAGAAUCACACACACCUUCGUGGACGUUACAGGCUCCAUCGGCAGAUGACACCUUAAUUGAGGAUGAGCCAUCCAGACAUGUGGACUACCUUUCACAUGACUGGAAGGAGGAGGAUAUCUGGUCCUCCUGGCGUUAUGUGACGAGUCGGAGGAACGAUUAUAGUAAUGGAGUGAGACUGGAGAAUGCCUCUUGGAGGACAUGGGCCAAGGCCAAGCACAAUCUGAAGACGAUAUCACCGGAAAGCCUGAAUUGGCUGAAGGACUGCGAUGUCACCUGGCUCUAUGGGCCAUUAAAAAGUUCCGUCGAACGUACAACCUCUCCAUCUCCCCCUCCGAGUCGCUUGGAGACACCAAACUCUUAUCUAGACCGAAAGCCGAUCCUGAAGAAGAAGACUGCAUCCGAGGCCAUCCUACAGCGGUCACUAUCUCAACAUACGUUACUCCAACAUGCCGGGGCCAUUCUCAAGGCUCAAGAAGCUGAGAACAACUGGGCUCGACCUCCUUUCCCAAGGUCUAACACAGACCUGGACCACUUGCAUCACCGGACUGGAAGUUCGACCUACUCUCUCGGUGGCACACUGACUACCUCAUCAUCGUCUGGAAUGACAUCUCCAAGCGAACGGCGCCAUAUCCACUUCAACAAUGAAGUCGUACAAUGCAUUGCAGUUGAAGCCAAGGGCUACGAGGACGAUUGGCCGGCCACCUUUGAAGAAGAGGCAUGUUCCGACGACGGCGUUGUCUUGAUGAGACAAAUCUCCAGCCGGUCCUCCCUGAGCAACCGCAGCACCCCACGCCACAGCCCCAGCGAUGGGAAAACCAUCGCCCCUCUCCCCUCAACCACGCUCAAGUAUCGUGGGGACCCCCCCGAGCUCCACGCUCAGACUAUCCUUGGCCGAUGGUCCGCCCCGACCCGGACAUUAUCACCAACUCCCUCCGUGGAGACCCUACGUCCGUCAGGGCCAUCAGAGUCCACGGCCAACUUCCUUUUGGAUGAAUGUGAAGAUCCUAGCCUGGAUUUCACGGGCAAUUACCCCGAUCGUGAUCGCGCAUGGUUCAUCGAAGAUGAUCCAGCAUCAGAUCGCCCGCUCCGAUUGACUGCUUCGGGCAUGAUCAUGCCGGAAGGCGAGUCUGAGACCCCCAGUAGUAGUAUCUUGGACCGGGUUGUGGACACUGUUAACACGGCCCGGGACAUAGCCCAUGUGAUUUGGAAUGUGGGCUGGCGCCGCUAA
Messenger RNA from Penicillium egyptiacum, 1566 nucleotides. NCBI's taxonomy places the organism in Eukaryota, Fungi, Ascomycota, Eurotiomycetes, Eurotiales, Aspergillaceae. The record is from the annotation of a GenBank genome assembly.